This is a messenger RNA of Rhagoletis pomonella (apple maggot), 1440 nucleotides long. RefSeq lists its product as uncharacterized. Gene Ontology annotation, cellular component: membrane. NCBI's taxonomy places the organism in Eukaryota, Metazoa, Arthropoda, Insecta, Diptera, Tephritidae. The record is from RefSeq and is a predicted model, not a curated record. Gene Ontology annotation, biological process: transmembrane transport. Gene Ontology annotation, molecular function: transmembrane transporter activity. The coding region runs from base 1 to 1440 and encodes 479 amino acids. The transcript has 3 exons.
AUGGCAAAGCAUACUGAGCUUGAAAUGAUUUGUAGAAACGAGUUGCCAGUUCUACAGACAUAUUCAGAUCCUUUUCCGCAGCGGAAAAGGAAAAUUGUGUAUCAUCCAACUGUGAAACAAUGGAUGGCUUUGCUGUCAGGCGCCCUCAUCUUUGUACCCGGCGGCAUGAGUAUGGCAUUCGGACUCGGUUGGAAUCUUCACUCCCACAUACACACCACAAUGCAAUUGCGUUACUCCUGGUUCGUUGGCUUCAUAAUUGGUACAUUGCUGGCCGCGCCGCUUAUCAAAGUUCUGCCUAAGCGCGGCUUUAUGUUGCUUGGCGCCAUUCUGGUAAUUAUUGGCGGUAUCAUCUUCACCAGCGUGCCUUACAGCUAUGGCGCUGUGCUGGCAGCGCGUUACAUUAACGGCAUCGCUAUCGGCAGCACAACAUUGGCAUUUCUUGUGCACGCCAGCGAAAUAGCAGCCACCGAAAAUCGCGGCUUCUGCUUGUGGUUGGAGCAAAAUAGCAUGACUAUCGGCAUUGUCAUUCAAGUGGUUUACACCUCGCAAUGGACAUCGCGGGUGUACUUUGCGGCAGAUCGAUUGCAUGGCAUAAUAGCCAUUAUUUUCGGCGUAUUGGCCAUUUGUUGCGCGCACUUCAUAGUCGAAUCGCCCAUCUUCUUUGUACGUCAAUGUGAUGAUGCGCGCGCCCUUAACUGCCUGCGACAAUUGCAACGGCCCGAGUAUGCGGCACCGCAAGCACUGCAAGUGCUGUUGGACGAACAGAAGACCUAUGUUGUGGAGACGGAAACGGUGGAGUGGCGCGACACGUUGCUGCAAAGUCCACUAUUGCGUUUGUUGCUCUAUCGCAGCAUGGUUGCAUUUGGUUUCUCGCUACCUAUGAAUGAGGCAAUGCAGGUGGCCAAUUUGGUGGUGUUGGGCGAUUACGAGUGGCAGCCCAUAGUGUUUGUCAUAUUACGCGUCGGUGGCACCUUCUCAUCGUUGUACAUGUUCGAUGUGACGGGUAGAAAAAUGGUAUCAUUGGUGGCGUUGCUCUUCACAGCGGCGCUAUCCAUUGCCAUUGGCGGCGAAUACGAUGAUGAAUUGAGCGUCAAGAGUGAGUACCACAUGUCGGUAAUCUGUGUGCUUUCACAAGUUUUUCAGUUCUUUGCGGGCUUGUAUGCGCCCAGCACGUCGGUGUACUUGAGCGAGGCCUUCCCGAUGACGCUGAAGCCGUACUUCAUAGCUGGAUGUCUGGUGUUGCAACAAGUGAUACAUAUAAUCGUUAUCUGCACGUUCCAUUUCAACAUCUACUCCAUGUAUAUGUAUACAAUGCUCGUCGGCAUAUUGAUGUUUGUGUGCUCUGUGGCAUUCGGUGUGACAAUGCCAGAGACGCGGAAGACAACGCUGGGUGAGGCGCAAAUAAGCUUUAGAAAAUUGUUGCAUUUCAAGUGUUGCUGA